Radiomyces spectabilis is the source of this 678-nucleotide messenger RNA. RefSeq lists its product as uncharacterized. The transcript is spliced from 3 exons. The record is from RefSeq and is a predicted model, not a curated record. NCBI's taxonomy places the organism in Eukaryota, Fungi, Mucoromycota, Mucoromycetes, Mucorales, Radiomycetaceae. Bases 1 to 678 code for a protein of 225 amino acids.
AUGAGAAUGAGAGUGAGCCCUGUACUGCCCAAUGUGCACGGCGCACCGACCGCCCAAGACGUGAAAGACCGCAUUGCCCCGCCCGCCAAUGCCACCCUUUAUGAUGUGUGGUACGCCAAAGGCAACCGCAUCUACCAGUGCAAUCCUGAAAAGACAGGAUUCCAAUUCUGGUACAAUGUGCAAACCCACGCGUUCUUGUAUCCCACCCAAGGCGAAGAAGAGCCCUUUGAAAAACCAGGAAGAGAAAUCGGUCAAUUGAUGGCCGCCCCGUUGAACCCGGAUCAGCAAAUGGCCAGUCCCAUUGAUACGUAUCCAACGAUUUACUAUUACCCAGACGGAUCAUGGGUGGGUACCACCAAGCCCUUGGCUACGACGACCAAGGAAGAAGGCAGAGCGGAACGUGGUGAUGCGAAUAAUCUGGAUGAUCAUUUGGAACCCGUGGUGUACCGAUCCACGGACGGUUACCUGUCACAUGCCACGUAUGUCAUCCGUCUAAAGUCCAUUGACGGAUCCGUGCCGCCUAAAGAAGCAUGCACCACCAAGGGUCUUGUUAUCAACAAACCGUUCACUGCCUUCUUUAUGUUCUACACCGAUGACGAAGGUUUGCAACAACUGUCCGAAGAGAAAAUCAAGUGGAAUAACAUGGUGCGCGACUAUGCCAGACCGCCCAAGGUCUAA